This is a messenger RNA of Nycticebus coucang (slow loris), 7215 nucleotides long. RefSeq names its product potassium voltage-gated channel subfamily C member 3 (gene KCNC3). The coding region runs from base 35 to 2323 and encodes 762 amino acids. Gene Ontology annotation, biological process: potassium ion transmembrane transport; protein homooligomerization. Gene Ontology annotation, molecular function: protein binding; delayed rectifier potassium channel activity. Lineage: Eukaryota; Metazoa; Chordata; Mammalia; Primates; Lorisidae. The transcript has 4 exons. Gene Ontology annotation, cellular component: axon; voltage-gated potassium channel complex; neuronal cell body membrane. The record is from RefSeq and is a predicted model, not a curated record.
UAGGACCCGCCCCUUUAUCCCCGCCCCCCGGCCAAUGCUGAGCUCAGUCUGUGUUUCGUCCUUCCGCGGGCGCCCGGGGGCCAGCAAGCAGCAGCCGGCGCCACCGCUGCAGCCGCCCGAGUCCCCGCCGCCGCUGCCCCCGCCACUGCCAUCAGCGCCGCUGCAGCAGCAGCAGCCUGCGCAGCCCGGCUCCGCCGCGUCCCCGGCGGGCCCUCCGUUACCCCACGGGCCCGGGGGCCAGCGCGCCGAGCCAUGCCCCGGGCUGCCGGCGGCGGCCAUGGGGCGGCACGGCGGCGGCGGUGGCGACAGCGGCAAGAUCGUGAUCAACGUGGGCGGCGUGCGCCAUGAGACGUACCGCUCGACGCUGCGUACCCUGCCGGGGACGCGGCUGGCAGGCCUGACGGAGCCGGAGGCGGCCGCGCGCUUCGACUACGACCCCGGCGCCGACGAGUUCUUCUUCGACCGGCAUCCGGGAGUCUUCGCCUACGUGCUCAACUACUACCGCACCGGGAAACUGCACUGCCCAGCCGACGUGUGCGGGCCUCUCUUCGAGGAGGAACUCGGCUUCUGGGGCAUCGACGAGACCGACGUGGAGGCCUGCUGCUGGAUGACCUACCGGCAGCACCGCGACGCUGAGGAGGCGCUGGACUCCUUCGAGGCACCGGAUCCCGCGGGCGCCGCUAACGCCGCCAAUGCCGCGGGAGCCCACGAGGGAGGCCUGGACGACGAGGCGGGUGCGGGCGGCGGCGGCCUGGACGGUGCGGGCGGCGAGCUCAAGCGCCUCUGCUUCCAGGACGCGGGCGGCGGCGCCGGGGGGCCGCCCGGGGGAGCGGGCGGCGCGGGCGGCACCUGGUGGCGCCGCUGGCAGCCCCGCGUGUGGGCGCUCUUCGAGGACCCCUACUCGUCGCGGGCCGCCAGGUAUGUGGCCUUCGCCUCCCUCUUCUUCAUCCUCAUCUCCAUCACCACCUUCUGCCUGGAGACCCAUGAGGGCUUCAUCCACAUCAGCAACAAGACAGUGACGCAGGCCUCUCCAAUCCCUGGGGCUCCGCCAGAGAAUAUCACCAAUGUGGAGGUGGAGACAGAGCCUUUCCUGACCUACGUGGAGGGUGUGUGCGUGGUCUGGUUCACCUUUGAGUUCCUCAUGCGCAUCACCUUCUGCCCAGACAAGGUGGAGUUUCUCAAGAGCAGCCUCAACAUCAUCGACUGUGUUGCCAUUCUGCCCUUCUAUCUGGAGGUGGGCCUGUCGGGCCUCAGCUCCAAGGCCGCCAAAGAUGUGCUGGGUUUCCUGCGCGUUGUGCGUUUUGUCCGCAUCCUGCGUAUCUUCAAGCUGACCCGCCACUUCGUGGGGCUGCGUGUGCUGGGCCACACGCUCCGUGCCAGCACCAACGAGUUCCUGCUGCUCAUCAUCUUCCUGGCCCUGGGGGUGCUUAUCUUUGCCACCAUGAUCUACUAUGCUGAGCGCAUUGGCGCUGACCCUGAUGACAUCCUGGGCUCCAACCACACCUACUUCAAGAACAUCCCCAUUGGCUUCUGGUGGGCCGUGGUCACCAUGACAACCCUGGGCUAUGGAGACAUGUACCCCAAGACAUGGUCAGGCAUGCUGGUCGGGGCAUUGUGUGCUCUGGCAGGGGUGCUCACCAUCGCCAUGCCUGUGCCUGUUAUUGUCAACAACUUUGGCAUGUACUAUUCACUGGCCAUGGCCAAGCAGAAGCUGCCCAAGAAGAAGAACAAACAUAUCCCCCGGCCCCCGCAGCCUGGCUCACCCAACUACUGCAAGCCCGAUCCACCACCCCCACCGCCACCCCACCCUCACCAUGGCAGUGGAGGCAUCAGUCCGCCACCGCCUAUCACUCCACCCUCCAUGGGGGUGACUGUGGCCGGGGCCUACCCCCCGGGGCCCCACACACACCCUGGGCUGCUCAGGGGGGGAGCAGGGGGGCUGGGAAUCAUGGGGCUGCCUCCCCUGCCAGCCCCUGGUGAGCCUUGCCCCUUGGCUCAGGAGGAGGUGAUUGAGAUCAACCGGGCAGAUCCCCGCCCCAAUGGGGAUCCAGCAGCAGCUGCACUUGCCCAUGAGGACUGCCCAGCCAUUGACCAGCCCGCCAUGUCCCCAGAGGACAAAAGCCCCAUCACACCUGGAAGCCGGGGCCGCUACAGCCGGGACCGGGCCUGCUUCCUCCUCACCGACUAUGCCCCUUCCCCUGAUGGCUCCAUCCGAAAAGCCACUGGUGCUCCCCCACUGCCCCCCAUAAACUGGCGUAAGCCAGGCCCCCCAAGCUUCUUGCCCGACCUCAACGCCAACGCUGCAGCCUGGAUAUCCCCCUAGUGGAUGAACCCCUUCCCCCCAGGGUAAGUAGCCCCCACCCUCUGAUCCCCGACUCCCCCAUGCCUCCUGACCAACUCCUCUGAGAACAUGCAGCCCCCACUGACCAAGACUCCUGCUCCCUCACUGAACAGCUCAUCCACUUAACCCCAGCACCUGACACUGACACCCCCUCCCCCCCGCCCCGGGCAUGCUCUGCCCCCACUAACCCCCAGCACCAUUCCCAGCCCUGCCUCCUACACCUGACCCUGACCUCCCACCCUGCUGUCACAACUGAGCUCCAUUCUCCCCCAUCAACAUCUCCCUCUCUGCACCCUCCUUUGGAUUUUUUAUUCAAUCAGGGUCCACAACUAGGAUGCUCUUCUGGGUGCAGAAUGGGGUGAGAAAGGCUUAUCUGCCUGUCCACUCUCCUGCACACAGCCAGCACUCAGCACCCACAUGUCCUGGUGCUGGGCACUGGGAGCUCAGCCAUGAGUAAAAUCCAGGAGCUUCCAGUCUGGAUGGGGAGGUAGAUAGAGACCUAGAAAGUCACUGUGUGAGAUGAUAUAUGAUAAAAAGCAUAGUCAGAGGAAGCACAGAACUCCUUGUGGUGGAGAGGAAGCCUCUUGGAGAGAGCAAGCAGACAUGUGAUUCCAUUAGAUAGUAACUAGAAGGAACCACACAGGAAAUCCUUGGAGCCCAUGUCCUAGAGGGAGAGGGAUUAAGAGGUGGAGAUGUAGCAGGGAAACUGUGUCCAGGCUGGGGGUGAGAUCUUGUCUAGGGGCAGCUCUGGGGCUGUAUUGGGAUAGACUGGAAGGAGGCUGGCCAGAGUGAAUGCCCAAAGGGAAGCCAGGGCUGUAGGGAUGAGGAGAAAGGGAUGGGGGGUUGUCAGGGAUUUGGUGGGGACAGACUGGGGACUGAUGUCAGGAAGAACUGUUUAGUAGAUGAAUCCUCCAGCAAACACGUGAAGCACUUAACCACAUGCUAAGUAUUUUAUUUAGCACAUGUUUUAGUCCUUUUAACAACUCUAGCCAGCCCCUAAGCUUUCAUUCAUGUCAUUCAGCAACUAAGUUCUGAAUGGCACUGGAGAUUUGGGAGUGAACAAAGCAAGAAUCUGCCAUCACAGUUUACAAUCUCCCAUCCAAGUACUAGCCGGGACCAACCUUAGCUUCUGAGAUCAGCAGUUCAGGGCUGUGUGGCCACAGACAGUAGCGUAUAGUCUAAAGUAGAAGUUGUCAAACUAACUAUACAGAGCACCAGGCACAAAUCUUGCUGCCAUCUGCUUUUGCAAAUAAAGCUUUAUUUAUUUAUUUCGAGACAGAAUCUCAAUUUGUCGCCCUCAGUAGAGUGCUGUGACAUCACGGCUCACAGCAACUUCCAAAUUUCCAACUCUUGGGCUUAAGCAAUUCUCUUGUCUCAGCCUCUCAAGUAGCUGGGACUACAGGCACCCACUACACACCUGGCUAUUUUUUGUUGUAGUUGUCAUUGUUGUUUAGCUGGCUCUGGCCAGCUUUGAACCUGCCAGCUUCAGUGUAUGUGGCUGGCGCCAUAACCACUGUGCUACAGGUGCUGAGCCUAAAUAAAGCUUUAUUGAAACACAGCCAAUGUUAGGCUAUAUCAGCAGAGUGAAUGUAUAGCCUCCUUUGCCAAAAAGACUUACUACCUGGCUCUUACAGAAAGUUUGCUAAUCUCUGUUUGGAGGAAGCACAAAAUAAAUAAUUGAGAAAAAGAGGAAAGAACAAGAUAAUUACUCUGGUCACUUCAGUUAAGGAGGUCUGAAGGAUCUUUGAGGGGUGACAUGAAACCUGAAGGAUGAAAAGGGCUAGCCUGGCAGAAGGAACAGUAAGUGCCAUAGACCCUGAGGUGUUGGAGUGGAAUGAGCUUGGUUUGUUAAAGGAACAGCAAGGAGGGCAGUAUGGCUGGAGUCAAGUGGCCGGAGGAGAGGGGUGCAGAAGGAGUCUGAGGAGAAAGAUCAUGAUGGUUUUUUGUGGCCAUGAUGAGGAGGCUAGAUUUUAUUUAUUUUUAAUUUUUAAUUUUUUGAGAUACAGUCUCAGUCACCCUGAGUGCUGUGCUGUGGUAUCACAGCUCACAGCAAUCUCAAACCCCUGGGUUGAAGUGAUGUUUCUUCAAUCUCCUGAGUAGCUGAGACUACAGGCACCUGCCACAAUGCCUAGCUAAUUUUCUAUUUUUAGUAGAGACUGGGGUCUCACUCUUGCUCAGGCUGGUCUCAAGCGAUCUUCCUGCCUUGGCCUCCCAGAGUGCUGGGAUUACAGGGGUGAGCCACUGGCCCUCCUGGGUCUAGGGCCUAGGGCCUAGAUUUUAUUUUAUUUUUUUUGAGACAGAGUCUCAUUAUGUCGCCCUCGGUAGAGUGCCAUGGCAUCACAUCUCACAGCAACCUCAAACUCUUGGGCUUAAGCAAUUCUCUUGCCUCAGCCUCCUGAGUAGCUGAGACUACAGGUGCCUGCCACAAAGCCCGGCUACUUUUUGGUUGCAGUUGUCAUUGUUGUUUAGCAGGCCUGGGUCGGGCUGGAACCCACCACCUUCCAUGUAUGUGACCGGUGCCCCACUUGCUGAGCUAUGGGCACUGAGCCCCUAGAUUUUAUCUUAGAUGUGAUAGGGGGCCACUUGAAGGUAUUUGAUCCAUCACUUAUUCAUUCAGCAAACCUGUUAACCCUUCCUUAGAAAUAAAGAGACACAUGCUAAAGAAUCUCUGCCCACAGGCUAAGUAGAUGUCAUAGGGAAACUUGGGGAGCUCCAGGAUGACCUUAGCUAAACCCUCAUAUUUCACAGAAGUUCAGGGAGGGCCGUGACUAAUCACCCCAGGCCACAUAGCAGAUGGGGACAAGAACCAGGCUUUGAGGCUCCUAGUUCAGAGGGGACCAUUUGGGUCCUCUUGUUCAAUCCCUUCACUUCUCCUUUUUGCAGCCCCUCCUUUAUCAUCCAUUUUCAUCUCAUACCCACCCCCUCCCUGCUCCCAUCUAACCCUUCCUCUGGCUUGCACCCAGUUCUUCACCACCCGUUGUUCCUCACCCCCAGGUCUGGAGGGCCCCCAUGGAAUUAUGUGGAGGGGGUGGGGGAAGAUCUGGGAAUUUGGGUGAGGGAGGAUUGGGGAUGGGGGUGGCAGGGUGGGAGAGGUCCCUGCUUCUCAUGCCUAAGAUGCCAAAAUCCAUUCAUUGAACUCAAAUCAUGGCUGGAGCUGAUGGGGCUGACAGAAUCUGCCCCAGAUGCCGGGCUUCUCCCCUACCCAAAGACAUUCUUCCUGGAUAUCCUUCUGCCCCCUACCACCAGGUUUUCCCUCCCCCAAGAUCCUCUUUCCUUUAUUACCCCACCUCUCCUCCCAACGACUUUUCUACCAUGACCUUCCCUCCCCAACUGUAUCCCCAAGGUCCUUCUCCCAAGACCCCCCCUCUCUCUCAGCCUGCCUCCCACCCCUGCCCCUGUCUCCUAACACUGUCCCUUUCCAGCCACUUAAAUCCAACAUGUCUGUUCCCAUUUCCUCCCCAGCCUGCACGCUCCUCCCAACCUUCUUCUCUCUCCCCUUCCCCAACCCCUCCCCCAGCCACCCCGGAAGCUCCUUCCAUAUUUGAUGUCUCGGCUGCCCCCAUUUCACUGCUCCCCUUUCCCGGAAAACACCAAAGAGGAGGAAGAGAUCCCGGCGUUUCUCCGUCCCCCCAACAGUGAGGCUGUGUUGGGGGGUUCCCCCCAUCCACCUCCCCCCGCGCCGUGACUCUGUGUAUUUCUGUCUCCAGCUCUUGUCACCGCCUGAGACCUCGCGAGACCCUCGGUCCCCCCCUGCCCCUUCCCCCCAGGUUAGCAAUUGGGAAUGGCUGGGAGGGGGUGUCCCCAAGAUACUGGGUUUCAAACCACCACCAUCCCCAGCCCUCACUCCUGCAGUCAAGACACUGGUGUCCAGACAACCCAAUUAGCAUUGCCUAGAAAAACCCCAGAGCUCCUCGGAGAGGCUGGCACGCGCAGACAGCUCCCGGAUCCCAGAUCCCAUCAGCUACUGACUGUUGGAAACUUCCCCUCAGGCAUCAGAAACUCAGCGCCUUCCCAGACCCUUUUAAGAUCCGCCCCCCGCGCCCCCCACUCAGAACCCUCCGGAUGACCGCCCCCCCCCCAACCCCCUGCUCUUGGAGUUUACUGACUCCCCUAGAGCACUGCCUGCUUUUGCUCCAUUCAGCUCCCUCACAGAUUCUCCCCAGCCAUCUCUCUUCCCCCUACAACUAGGUUAGCCCCCCAGACCUCCUGGCCCCAUGCGGUUCCCUCCGAGGCCCCUCUAGCGGCUGCUCCCCUACAUGCAUUCCACCUAGCCCUCCCCCGUGCCCUACCGCCCACCAUCCCGCCUUGCUGCCCCCACCUUUUCGCCUCAGACGAGGGGACCAACCGGGAGGUGAAGGAACGGGGCGGGCCGCGGUGGGGGAGGGGCGGGGAGGCUCGGUGGGCGCCACCCCGCCUCCUAAUCCUGAGUCUCUCCCCCCUCCCCAAUGUCUCUACCUUUCUCGUUGAUGCUGACUGACUCCGAUUUGUUCGCUUUCUCUCUCCAUCUCCUUGGUCCGCCUCUGUCCAUCCAUCUCUGUCUCUUGCAUCCAUCUUUUUGUGUCUCCGUGUCUGUCUUGUCUUUAUCUCCCUGUCUCUUACCCUGUCUCUCUGGGUAUCUCUUACCCUCUCCUUCCAUCUCCUUCUCUCUUUGUUUUUCUCCCUGUCUUGGGGGUGGGUCUCUGUCGACCCGUCCCCCAUCUCCCGGUGUUUCUUCCUCACCCCCCACCCCCAGGUUACGAGAAAUCCCGCAGUCUGAGCAGCAUCGCGGGCCUGAGCGGGGUGUCCCUGCGCCUCGCGCCCCUUGCCACCCCCCCUGGCUCUCCCCGGGCCGCCCGCCGCGCUCCCCCAACCCUGCCCUCCAUCCUCUAGCGCUC